Messenger RNA from Hypomesus transpacificus, 1649 nucleotides. It is a transcript of the gene arl4ca, whose product is annotated as ADP-ribosylation factor-like 4Ca. The coding region runs from base 443 to 1021 and encodes 192 amino acids. The record is from RefSeq and is a predicted model, not a curated record. Gene Ontology annotation, molecular function: GTPase activity; GTP binding. The transcript has a single exon. Gene Ontology annotation, cellular component: cytoplasm. Lineage: Eukaryota; Metazoa; Chordata; Actinopteri; Osmeriformes; Osmeridae. Gene Ontology annotation, biological process: intracellular protein transport; endocytic recycling.
GCUACUUUCCAUACUAUGUACUGCACUAUGCAAGUGCUACAAGUGUAGAGGUCUCUCUGAAGUAUGUCCUUGCUGACAGAAAACCUUUUCCUCGUUGCCAUGAAAACUGGCAUGACAAGAUUAGCAUAUUCCAAGGAUUUUGAAAACGGAAAAUGCUGAAUCCACUCUGUUGUACUCGUGUAUAUUCGGUCUGAUUUUGGAAUUUUGCAGCUGCAGCUAUCAGGAUGUCAAAUGUGCUGGAGCCAUAUAAUGUAUUCUGAGAUGUAUUCUUCUACGUCUGUGCGUUCUUUUCAGAGCAUUGGGCGCUGAUUUGGAUUGUUCCACCGCGUUACACACAGGCAUCUCAAUCGGAACACCGAUGUCUUAUUCCUAGGCUGUUCCAUUAUUGUUCUUAUAAGUAAACUAUUAAUGGUUGAGUUUUAUUUAUUUAAUUAAUCUUACAAUGGGGAAUAGUUAUUCAAACUUGGCUGCAUUUCAGUCUCUACAUAUUGUCAUGCUGGGCUUAGAUUCCGCUGGUAAAACGACUGUUCUAUACCGUCUGAAAUUCAACGAAUUCGUGAACACUGUUCCCACGAUUGGUUUCAACACGGAAAAGAUUAAACUAAGCAAUGGAACUGCUAAGGGAAUAAGUUGUCAUUUUUGGGACGUCGGUGGACAGGAGAAGCUGAGGCCUUUGUGGAAACCGUACAGUCGUUGCACCGAUGGUAUAAUUUAUGUUGUGGACUCGGUUGAUGUGGACAGACUUGAAGAAGCAAAAACGGAACUGCAUAAAAUAACAAAAUUCGCAGAGAACCAAGGGACUCCUCUACUAGUAAUAGCCAACAAGCAGGACCUUCCCAAGUCUCUGUCUGUUAGUGAGAUUGAGAAACAACUGGCACUGCACGAACUGAGCACCUCCACACCCUAUCAUGUUCAACCUGCAUGUGCCAUCAUAGGAGAAGGUCUUCACGACGGGAUGGACAAGUUAUAUGACAUGAUUGUAAAGAGAAGAAAAUCUCUGAAACAAAAGAAAAAGCGAUAAUGAUAUUUUUCUUCAUACACUGUGACUGACCAUUUCCACAUUCUUGAGGCAAAAACUCCACAAGAUGUAUAUGUGUAGAAAUAUGAUUUUAUGCUUUUUUCUCACCUUGACGGCCCUUACAUCUGUAAAAACGUGUUUGAUGAACACCAUAUCGGCACUUCCCUCCUUUUUGGACACUAUUUUUCACAGACAAAAUGAACAACGGGCUGGCACCUGUACAGUUAUCCCUGCUAAAUCCAUGCUCUUCUUGACUGCAGUUUGUUACUAUACAGCACUUGUGGACAGCACACAGUAGCUAUAUUCUCACAGAAUCCCAUAAUAUGAAUUGGAUUUCAAUUCAAGAAUAUGCAUUUCUAUAUUGCUAUUCACUUGGCAUGUUAUGUUGGUUGUUAAACGUUUUACUGUCCAUUUUAACAUAUUUACCUACUUUUUAUACCUGGACUAAUUUGUUUUAUUACAAUAUAGAAGCCCUUGUAGUAUUACCAUAUCUGGUAAAACACUAUUUUAGCUUCCACAACAGGCAAUGGAUAGGUAAAUACAUCCUAUGUAUUACUACAAUGUUCAGAAUAAUUACUUAUAAAUGUGUCAGAAAGUUUUCCUUUUUUAUUAAAAUGUUUCUGAAGCAUGG